Molecule: messenger RNA, 1782 nt
Organism: Pieris rapae (cabbage white)
Lineage: Eukaryota; Metazoa; Arthropoda; Insecta; Lepidoptera; Pieridae
Gene: IP3K1
Product: inositol-trisphosphate 3-kinase homolog
Exons: 5
Coding region: 294-1571 (425 amino acids)
Biological process (GO): inositol phosphate biosynthetic process
Cellular component (GO): nucleus; cytoplasm
Molecular function (GO): inositol tetrakisphosphate kinase activity; inositol-1,4,5-trisphosphate 3-kinase activity
Source: RefSeq, a predicted model, not a curated record
AAUCAAUUGAGUAGUGGCUCGUUCGUUCCGAUAGCGCCAAUACCGGCUCACACGGCCAAUUUUACGACCGGGAAGUUUGCAUUACUCAUUAAAGGCGUAAAUCGUGAUAAUCCGCAUAUGUGCGUGUCCAGACGCGACGGAGCGUCAGUGGUCUCCCCGACACCCGCGCGUGGUGAUAUUGCGGCUCAAUAUGUUGAUCAAUAAGGAACAAUGAAUCUGCGGAACAUUUGCCACUUGACUUGAUCGUGUCCCUACGCCCUCCAAUAGUGUUUGUGUUGUGAAUUAGAACGGAUAUGUCCGCCUUGCCAUUCAACUUUCCACCGGAAAGUUAUUCCGCUGUUUACAACGAGGCUAGUGCUAAUGUAGUGAAUGGCAAAAAUGCGAGUUGUGAAAUUGAGGCGUUACCUGUUUCCAGCCCAAGUUCACCCUCAACAUCACUUUUCAGCUGCUUCCAUUGUGCUUUUCAGAAUGGCAUGAAAGUUAUCAAAAAAGACAAACAUGCUUCAAAGAAGGUUGCAUCAGGUAAAGAUGAAGAACGCUGGCGUGGGAAAGAGGAAGGUGCUCUGUUCAAACGAUGGAGACGCCACGCCUCUCCGGAAACUUCUCCUGUAGCGCCUGCUCCUACAUCACCAGCUCAACCUUCGGAUUUGUUGAAAUUUUUGGCUAUUAAUGCACUAGAGUUGUCGGCACCGGCCUCGGACGCCCUACUCAAGACUCGUUCUUCGGAGUGGUUCCAACUUUCCGGUCACCCGGGUUCUUUAGCACCCGCCGGACCUGGCACCGUUUGGAAACGCCGCUCUCCUGGCGACCACCCCUCACAUAACCCUGAACGUGACGCGUACGUUGCCCUCGCGUCCUGUCCCCACAUGCGGUCUGCCAUCCCACGUUACUACAGAGAACUGGAAUACGGUGGUGAACAUUUCAUUGAGCUUCAAGACUUAUUGCAUGGCUUCCGUGACCCUCACGUUAUGGACGUCAAAAUGGGAACCCGGACUUUCCUCGAAGACGAAGUCAGCAACGCUCGAGCUAGAACCGACCUGUAUGAGAAGAUGGUCCGCCUCGAUCCCAAUGCUCCGACUGAAGCAGAGCAUACUGUGCGUGCCGUAACCAAACUAAGAUACAUGCAGUUCAGGGAACAAUGCUCUUCAUCGGCUGAGCAGGGAUUUCGAAUUGAAGCUGUCAAACUACCAGGACAGCCUCCUUUGACUGAUUUGCAGAAAGUUAAAGAGCCAGGACAUCUGAGAGCUACGGUUGCCAAGUUCUUCGCUGGCAAUGAACGCGCGCGCCGCUCUAUUGCUGCCCGUCUCCGCGAAAUAAGGGAACUUUUCGAAAACUCCGAGUUCUUCCGGACGCAUGAGAUCGUCGGCAGUAGUAUAUUUAUAAUCUACGAUGAUGAGCGUGUCGGGGCGUGGUUAAUCGACUUCGCUAAGACCCGACGUCUUCCUGAGGGUUUGAGCGUAACGCAUCGCGAACCCUGGGAACAAGGAAGCCACGAGGAGGGCUUCCUGUACGGACUGGAUAGACUGAUAGAGACUAUAGAAACGGCUAAAUUACCUGAAGUAUCUCGUUGAGCGACUGAUGAGUAGACCUGGAAGGAAAAGGUCUGAAGGUCUCGUCUGCGGUCAAAUCGAAGCCUGAGCCGCGUUCGCCCAGUGCUUGUUCCUGCGCCCACCGAGGGUGUACGCACGGGGAUGCACAGAAUUAUUGUUUUCAAUGCGAAGCCAGUUUCGCUUAAUGAUCUAGUCCUAAUGAUUAAUUGAUAAUUAUAAUUUGAUGAUUUUU